CUUCCUUUGAAGUGUUCUCGAGCCUCCCUAGCAGCUCGCCCGGCCGCUCGGCAAGCAGUGCAAGCUUCGAUCCCAGCGGUCCGUCAAAACUCUCCUUGCCACCCAUCAAGGGGAAGAACUUAUUCACGGCCAAGAGCAGGAAGGCGGCGAGAGAGACGUACUUGAAGCAGCUCAAGGAGGCGUCGGGUGCGUCACUGCCACUACCGGAAGUGACAGAGCCGAGACCGAGGAUCACGCUGAAGAAGCCGUUCGAUGGCUGGGAUCUGGACACGCCCGUGAAACUGCCCUUGAAUGCUCGACUCCCGACAUUGGUUGACAAGAUCCCGAGACUGAUAAGUGUAGGUCCAUAGUAGAACCUGAUAAAUGUAGGUCAAUAGUAGAACCUGAUAAAGGCAGGUCAAUAGUAGAACCUGAUAAAUGUAGGUCAAUAGUAGAGCCUGAUAAAGGCAGGUCAAUAGUAGAACCUAAUAAAUGUAGGUCAAUAGUAGAGCCUAACAAAUGUAGGUCAAUAGUAGAACUUGAUCUGAUUUUUAAACAUUGUUUGCCCUUUAAAAAAAAAAUCAAUGAGACUGGUACGGGGAUGGGGGCGGGGGGGGGGCAUUUCAGGAGCUUUUGUGCAGGAGGGUCAGAUGUGUCUAUAAAUAACAACUUUAUAAACCAAUUUAACGGAGAAUGUUUUCCAGAAGAUUCGUCGAUUUUUUAAAAUAGGGGAAUGUGUGUGUUUGUAUGCGCCUAGUAUCAUACGCUAGCUUUGUUCUCCCGCUGGCCAAUGGUGCAGCUUUCCAGCUAUGUGGUGCUUGAAUAGAAUUGCAACUCCCUCCCCCCCCCCCCAAUAGGGGCGUCAUGUCAGGUUUUUUACUGGAAGGGGGUGGGGGUGGGGGAGCAAAACCAAAACUUGGUCGGCUUGUUAAGUUGUUUAUUACUGGAGACGCCAAAGUACGCAGCAACUUUAAAAAAACCUGCAUAUUUAGGGGGGGUGGGGUGCAAAAGCCCCCACCCUGUCCUACCCAAAUGACGUCCCUGCCUCCCCCCCCCGCCCCCACAUAGGGGUCAGAUCGUUUCAUUUUGAAUCCAUGUGUCUCCCCCACCGCCCACCCCAACGGGUCGUGGAUAUGAUUGACAGCACGCCACCUAUUGAGACAAGCGUCUCUUCUCCUUCAGUUGGCGACUCAAGAUGAAAAGAAAUACAGCGACCCGUUCUCCGACUUUGACAGCUACCAACUGCCCACGGGGUCUCCUCGCACUCUGAC
Molecule: messenger RNA, 1250 nt
Organism: Lymnaea stagnalis (great pond snail)
Lineage: Eukaryota; Metazoa; Mollusca; Gastropoda; Lymnaeidae
Source: the annotation of a GenBank genome assembly